This is a messenger RNA of Botrytis porri, 1110 nucleotides long. RefSeq lists its product as uncharacterized. The transcript has a single exon. Lineage: Eukaryota; Fungi; Ascomycota; Leotiomycetes; Helotiales; Sclerotiniaceae. The record is from RefSeq and is a predicted model, not a curated record. Bases 1 to 1110 code for a protein of 369 amino acids.
AUGAGGUCUCUCCUCAUCUCCUGCCUUUUCCUGGCCCCCAUCCUCGCAGUACCAGCACCUUACAUCGUCACAAGUUACGUCGAAGUAUCCGUAUACACCUACGUCGAAGCCGAAACCCUUCUCAGCACCACCUACAGCGCCAAAGUCGAAACACUCACCCAUGGCGUCGUUCCAAAUGCGACUCCCGUCACAAAUGCUAUUGAAACAGUUACUGACACAUCCGCCUAUGCACACGUUACCAUUGUCGAAGUAGUUCUUCCACCCGGUAGCGGUUCCCGACCAACUUCUACCUACGAUUACUAUGCGACAACCACUGAUGUCCGAACCAGCUUCGUGGUUCCGAUAACCUACAUUCCAUAUCCCAGUUGUGUGGGCACCGCUCAGAACUGGACUUAUGUAACCAACGUUCCGAUCUCCAUCCCCACGAUCGUCGCAAAUGUUAUUGCGCCUUCGGUCCUCACCACUUCGGUUUCAAAAUAUACAUACUACGAUGAUAGCGUGAGCGUCAAAACAUACAUCAACGCCAUUCUCAACCCCACUGAUGUGGCUGCCGAUACGUUAGCCAGCGCUUCCGCAAACUACGAACCCUACUCUAUGAGUUACUGCUACACCCCCACCACAACAUGUACCACCAUCCUCUCAACCGUAACCUGUACACCCACAUGGCGAUAUCCCAGCUACGACUCCUCGAGCGGCGACAGCAGCUCUUCAUACUACGAUUCGUACACCUGCGACUACUAUUGGUGCGGCAACAACGCGAUUAUGCUCAUCGCCAUCUGUGUACCCGUCGGAUGGGUCGUACUCUGGCUCCUCGUUGGACUUUUGGAAUCGUGGCUUUCGUUUAAAGGCAUUAUGUUGGGGAUGAAUCGGAAACGAGGAGUCCCGUAUGCCUGGUGUUGUAUAUCGAUGUUUUUUCUCUGUUGUACGGGACCCACGUAUAAAGCGAAGAGUGUGGAGGAACAGGAACGCUUGAAGACGCAGUGGAAAGAGAUGGGUGCGGGCAAGAAGUUGGCGCUGUGGUUGAAGUGGGGGUUUAGGUGGAAGUAUCCGGAUAUGUUGGGGGAGGAACCGGAGAAGAAUAAGAGGGCUUUUAGAGAGGGGUGUUUGUAG